AUGUAUUUUGGCAUGCAAGUGGGCAGCGUCAACACCAUAUCGCCGUCUACGGCUCUCAUCUCGUUCGCCAUCUUCAAAAGCCCGGAUCAAUGGCUAGCACACGUUUUUACACCUGCAGAAAAUGUUGUGGUUCAGACCAUUGCUUCCUCCAUAGCAGGCAUGCCCAUUGCGGCGAGCAUGCUCAGCGUUGUCCCUGCCUUCGAAUUCCUAAGAAGACCAGAAGAGGGAGGCCAGCGCCACUUCUCUAUUACCGAGUUGAUUUUAUGGUCGCUAGGAGUGUCUUUGUUUGGUACCGUCUUUGCUGCUCCUUUUCGCAAAUAUUUCCUCCUGUGGGAGCGGCUACGCUUUCCUGGCGGCUUCGCCACAGGUGUCCUGAUCGGGGCGCUCCACAAGGAUGGCGAGAUUGCCUAUAUCGCUGAUCUGGAUAAGAAGGGCUUAUCCUUCGUGGACUCAGAUCGUGCGAUCGAUGCAGCUGCUGAUGAUGCUGGAGAUGAUGCAUCACCUGACCUUUCUCAAACGCAGAGUCACCUUUCGUCGACCAGCCAUGUAGCAAUCAUCCUCAAAGCUUUCUGUGGCACCACCAUCUAUAUAUUCGUCUCAUACUUUAUUCCGAUAUUGAACGCUCUUCCAGUCUUUGGGCCUGCCGCGGCUGGUGACUGGCUUUGGUUCCUGACUUUGUCUCCAGCAUUCACGGCUUUCGGGAUGAUAUUAGACCUAUCCGUUGCCUACUCUAUAGUGCUUGGGGCUAUUCUGGGUUGGGGAAUUCUCUCCCCAAUUGCCAAAAAUCACGGAUGGGCGCCGGGGUUGGCUACUGAUAUGGAAACAGGCGUUCGUGGUUGGCUCAUCUGGAUCAGCAUCGCCUUCUUACUUGGAGACGCCAUGAUCAGGGCACUCCAUGGGCUCACAAGCAUUACUCUGGGCCUCUACAAUAGCAUUCGAUCUCAACCAGGACAGUUUUGUAUUGGCUGCUGCUAUCCACUUCGCUUUGUCACAUACCUUGUCUUCGGUCGGGAAAUACCGCUUUAUCUUAUUGUCACAGCUGUUGCAAUAGCAUUUCCACUCUGCCUUGUUGUCAUCCAGUCCACUGGUGAAACAGAUACCGUACCAUUAAACAGUCUCAGCAAUGCUUGCCAAUUUCUGUUCCUUCUAAUGUUAUUCGAGGGUGCUGGGGCCAAGCUCGCCACAAUGAUUGCCGGGGCUAUCACGGAAGCUGGUUUGUGGCAAUCUGCCGUUUUGAUGACAGACCUUAAGACGGCCUACCUAGUGCGAGCCUCUCCGAGAGUCAUGUUUCACGCACAGCUACUCGGGUCCGUGAUAGGAUGCUUCAUAGGCAGUGUUAUCUAUCGAACUUUCACUGCCGUAUACAGCAUUCCAAGCAAGGAGUUCUCUAUCCCGCUCGCUCACAUGUGGGUGAACACAGCCCGACUCGCCAAGGGGGGAGAUCUUCCUAAAGGAGUCGUGCCAUUUGCUAUUGCAGCACUCUUUAUCUUGGCUUGCCUGCGUGCCAUCUGUAUAACAGCGGGACAACGGCGUUGGACAUCCUGGCUCCCCAGUGGAGUUGCCAUUUCCAUUGGCAUGUAUGUUCCUCCAUCGGUAACACUGGCGAAGUUCAUUGGUGCUGGACUGCGAUUGUACUUCAUGCGAUGGUGGGCGGUUUCUGAGCUGACGCUAAUGGCUGCUGCGACGGACUACAUUCUGAGUGAAGGGACCUUGGGAUUUGUUCCCAUGACCAUGGCGGCGUUGGGUAUCCCGCGGCUCAUGUAA
This is a messenger RNA of Mollisia scopiformis, 1764 nucleotides long. Its product is annotated as OPT superfamily oligopeptide transporter. The coding region runs from base 1 to 1764 and encodes 587 amino acids. Gene Ontology annotation, cellular component: fungal-type vacuole membrane. The record is from RefSeq and is a predicted model, not a curated record. Lineage: Eukaryota; Fungi; Ascomycota; Leotiomycetes; Helotiales; Mollisiaceae. Gene Ontology annotation, molecular function: oligopeptide transmembrane transporter activity. The transcript has 5 exons.